Molecule: messenger RNA, 1140 nt
Organism: Plasmodium adleri (nom. inval.)
Lineage: Eukaryota; Apicomplexa; Aconoidasida; Haemosporida; Plasmodiidae
Product: Plasmodium exported protein (hyp2), unknown function
Exons: 3
Coding region: 1-1140 (379 amino acids)
Source: RefSeq, a predicted model, not a curated record
AUGUUUGUAUUUAUAUAUUUAUUUAUAAUAACACCUAUAAGAAUCAUAAAAAAAAAAAAAAAAAAAAAAAAAAAAAAAAAGAAAAUGACUAAAUUAAGAUAUGAAAAUACCUUUAAUUUUAUAUGUAAUAAAUAUGAUGAAGUUAUACAACGUGGUUGUAUUAAUUUAGAUAAUAUGAAUAAAAAUAAUAAAAAUGGAAAUAAGAAAAAAUAUAUCAAUAUUUUUCCAAUUGUGAAAAUUUUAUUAAUCUGUCUGUUAUUGUCGUUGGUGGAUAAAUCAAAUGAUAAUGCAUAUAAUAAGGAUAUGUUUCAAACGGAUAAAGGGAAUUGUAGUCGCCUAAGAUACAAUAGAUUAUUAUCAGAACCAAUUUUCGAAUUUGAUGUUAUGUAUGAUUUAUUUAAAGAUAAUUUUUUAGAACAAAUUGGUUAUAGUGAUGCACAAAAAAAUGAAUUAAAACUUUCUAUGAAAUCGUUUUUUCAAAGUUCAAAUAGUCAAGAAUAUACCUAUUCUAGACGAGAAGAUAAUAUUCAUAGUAUUAGUAAUACAAAUGUAACAAACGUGAAAAGUGUGAAAUUUGAAGAACCACAAGAUAAAAAAAAUUUAAUUACAAUUGAAGAAAUAAAUGCAAGUAAUAAUGAUUCAAAAGAAAAUAAAAAUGAACCAACUAUUAUAAAUGUGGAUGAAAAUAAGAAUUUGGAAAGUGCAAUUUCCAAUGAACAGGAAGAAACCACUACUAAUAAUGAAGGAAAAAAGAAAAAAACUAAAAAGCCCCAUAAGAAUAAAGACAGUAGUACAUCUUAUGAUAAUAUAGAAGAGAAUGAAAUAUUAAAAGAAAAUAAUGUAGAAGUUGAAGAACUAAUUGAAGAAAACAGAGAGUUAAUUAAAAAGGGAUCUAUAUAUAAAAAUAAAUUAAAAGAAAAAUCUGUGGAAAAAAGAAUAAAAGGAAAAAAUUAUCUUUUUCAUAUAAUCGAAAAGGCAAAAGAAAUUCCCCCAGGUGUUAUUGUUGGUUUAUUUUCUAUUUUUUAUGUGGCACUAGGAGAAAAUAGAUCAUCCUUAAUUUUAUUAAUUUUAAUAUUUAUUUUAGCACUACAUGCAUAUUUGGAAGUAAAAAGAAUAUGUCGAUUCUUAGAUAUAGAUUAA